UGUACUUUCUUAGUGUUGAUGACGAAAAAAGCAACAACAGUGCAGAUAAUAUUGGCACAUCUAGCUAUGUAUUAAAGUCAGGAACCAUGGUCAAAGAGAACUUCUGUGCCAUGCUAUUGCGUUGGCUUAUGUGACCGUUUGCUGCUUCACUUUUCUCCUGUUUGUAAUUAUUAGAUAAGAAAUAGCGGAGCCGGUGAAUAUACUUUGCAAUGGCCGGUUAGCUAAGUUGGCUGAAAUGUCAUUCUCAGUCUUGUUGUAGCUCCAUUUAUAUGAAAGCGCAUUGCAAUCAUGACUCUUCCAGCUCUGCAGAACACCAGUGUGCUCUACCGAAGAAUACUGUCACAGUUCCCUCAAGACAUCAGCCUCGCAUUUGCCUAUGGAUCUGGAGUAUUCAAACAAAAUGGAACUAGCCAAGGUCAAAUGGGGAAAAACAUGCUGGAUUUUGUGUUCGCUGUCGACGAUCCAGUCACCUGGCAUACCAUGAACCUGAUGCAGAACAGGAAACACUAUUCUGCAUUAAAGUUCCUGGGUCCUAGGAAGAUCAGCCGGAUACAGGAAGAACACGGGGCUGGGGUGUACUACAACACCUUAGUACCUGUGGAUGGAAGGAUAAUGAAGUAUGGCGUGAUCAGUACUGACUCUCUGAUUGACGACUUGCUCCACUGGAAGACCUUGUAUAUUGCUGGCAGACUGCACAAACCGGUGAAGAUCCUAGUGCAGGGUGAGAACGGGAAGAUGCGUGCUGCAUUGGUGGGGAACCUGAAGAGCGCUGUGACGGCCUCCUUCCUCAUGCUGCCUGAGAGCUUCUCUGAAGAGGACCUGCUCCUGCAGAUUGCCGGGCUCUCCUACGCCGGGGAUUUCAGGAUGGUGAUUGGAGAAGACCGGUCCAAGGUGGCUAACAUUGUCAAGGAAAACGUCCAACACUUCCGCAUCCUCUACAACAAUAUUCUGCAAGAGUGUCCACAGGUGGUGUACAAGCCACAACAGGGGAAACUGGAGGUGGAUAAGAGUCCAGAGGGUCAGUUUGUCCAGCUGAUGGCCCUCCCCAGGACCCUGCAGCAGAGGAUCACACGACUGGUGGACCCGCCUGGGAAGAACAGGGACGUGGAGGAGAUACUACUACAGGUGGCCCAGGACCCAGACUGCGGUUCUGUGGUGCAGCAAGGGAUAUCGUCAAUAGUGAAGUCGUCAAGCAUAACUCAGACCGCCAAAGGAAUCGCCACGGCUGGGCUGCUGAAGUCUCUGUCCUACAGCACCAAGAAGCUCCAGAAGAUGUGGAAGGGCUGGAGAAUGAAGAAGCCUUGAUCCUCCCAGUUAUAUUUAAGCAAUAAGGCCCGAGGGAGUGUGGUAUAUGGCCAAUAUACCACGGCUAAGGGCUGUUCUUACGUACGUACGAACGACGCAACGCGGAGUGCCUGGACACAGCCCUUAGCCGUGGUAUAUUGGCCAUAUAUCACAACCUCCCCGAGGUGCCUUAUUGCUUAAAUAUAACUGGUUACCAAUGUAAUUAGAGCAGUAAAAAAUACAUGUUUUGUCAUACCCGUGGUAUACGGUCUGAUAUACUACGGCUUUCAGCCAAUCAGCAUUCAGGGCUCGAACCACCCCGUUUUUUUAAAUAAAUGGCUAUAUACUGUACAGUUCCUUUCUGCCUGGAUGAACUGAUAUACCAACCUGUUCCCCUUGGGGGCGUUGUUCAAGAGGAUGCAACACCACAGAACGUUUUAGAUAGAAAUGUGUUGUGCACAACAUGUAUAAGAUACUCUGUCAUGCACAAUAGGGAAUUGUUAUAAUUUUUUACCUGCAGCGUUGUGAAUGUUUCACCUAACUGAAUAUAACCCAGUUACACAAAGAGGUCCUUUUAAAAAAAAAAAUGAAGCCCCGUUUCCCUGUCUUAAUCUACAUGUCUAUAGGGUCUGUUGACCGUUUUAAAUCGGCCAUUACCUGGGGUGUAUUCAUUCUGCCAAACAAAACUGUUUUUUUUUUAGUUGCAGACGUUUCGUCAAACGGAACGAAACCGGGAGUGCUGAUCGAUUUAACUGACAUUUUGGUUGGAGGCGGCUUAUGGUGAGACACAUGAACAUUCAAUUCUAUGACAACAGCUCCGGUGAACAUUCUUGCAAUCAGCACAUUCCCACAACUUGACAUCUGUGGCAUUGUGUUGUGACUAAACUGCAUAUUUUUAAAGUGGCCUUUUUUUGUUGUCUCCCAGCAAAAGGUGCACCUGUGUAAUGAUCAUGCUGUUUAAUCAGUUUCUUGAUAUGCCACAUCUGUCAGGUGGAUGCAUUAUCUUGCUCACGAACAAAUUUGUGCACAAAAUUUGAAAGAAAUAGGCUUUUGUGCAUCUCAGGGAUAUUUUACUUUCAGCUCAAGAAACAUGGGACCAACAUCUUAUAUGUUGCGUUGUAUAUUUUUCUUCAGUGUACCAGAAUGCAUUGCACGCCUACUUGUCUGGUCUGUGUGGUGCAGACAUGGAGAGACAGACGAACACGUGAUAGUUGCUUUGCCAGGUAUCUCUACCUGAAAAUACAUGACCCAAGUGAUUGGUCUUUGGUAUUCAGCAGUCAUAAAAGUAUGAACUACUAAAAUAGUGAUUUUUUGUUGUUGUCAGACAGCAGCUCUAUUUACAUUUACAUUUAAGUCAUUUAGCAGACGCCCUUAUCCAGAGCGACUUACAAAUACAUUUUUUUUGUUAGGACAAAUCAAUUCUGACAUUUCAAAGUGGAAAUGACAAGGUUUAGAAGCCUUUGUAAAGAUGAGAUUACUUGGAAUUCAAAUAUUAAAGUUAUCAUAUAGACCUAAAACAGCAGAAAAACCUUAGCCAUAAUUUAUUCACAUUACUUUAAUAAGUGAUGAGCAGUAAUGGACAGUCAAUACCAUCAUGAAACUUAUUUUAUUCUGUGUCAACCCACAAUGCAUUUCAUGUCAAAACAAAAUAAUUGAAACCAAAAUGGAAAAUCCGGCACCAGGAAGCACCUAUCUGAAUUUGACUAAUAGAAACUCUCACCAAACUAAAAUGUUUUGUUUGGCAGACUGAAUAGUCCUCUUGGAUAACAUCUCGGCACAUUGUGUGUCACCCACAAUGAAGUAGGGUGUAAGGUUACUUUUUAGUGCACUUAAAAAGAGAAUGAAAGAAACUGUCACUCAUAUCUUUGUAAAAUGGCAGUUAUUAUGAGAAUGGAAUAAAGCGUCAUCACCUUG
Molecule: messenger RNA, 3198 nt
Organism: Oncorhynchus nerka (sockeye salmon)
Lineage: Eukaryota; Metazoa; Chordata; Actinopteri; Salmoniformes; Salmonidae
Gene: tamm41
Product: TAM41 mitochondrial translocator assembly and maintenance homolog
Exons: 8
Coding region: 289-1305 (338 amino acids)
Biological process (GO): CDP-diacylglycerol biosynthetic process; cardiolipin biosynthetic process
Cellular component (GO): mitochondrion
Molecular function (GO): phosphatidate cytidylyltransferase activity
Source: RefSeq, a predicted model, not a curated record